AUGCAGAAUGGAUCUUCAGUCUUACUGGGCAUCAACUUUCCAUCCUCUGCACUAAAGAUGAUGGUCCCUGUCAGGGCUGAAGUUGAUCUAUCUGGGCCACGAGGCUGGGGAAGACCAGCAGGGGGUGGCCUGCGGGCAGGGGGCCCCCAUCUCCAACUGCGGGGGCAAGAGGCAUUUUCCAGCCGGCUCUGGACGAAGGGAGGGGAUAAGGAUGGGAAGGCAGCACCCCCCGGAGGCAGACGCCAAGAGCGGACGCGGCUGGCAGGCAGAGCCGACGGAUCCGCCGAGCUCAGGAAGUCCGGAGCCCGGGAGCAGCCCAACUCCGGCUCCGGGGCAGAGAGGGAGCCCGGGAGAAAGCAGCGGAGCCCACGCCCACGGGGCAGCCGAGUGAUUUACUUACAUGGCUGGCGGGCGGCGGCCACCUUCCCUCCCGCGUCCCGGGCGCACACACAACUUGCUGUCUUUCUCGGGCGGGAACAUCCACGGGAAACCGGACCGUCCUGCCCUUCUUUGCCUCUGUCCCUAACAGCCGCAGAACCCCGGGGCCCGACCUGGAAGAGCAGGGGUUGGCAGGAGGCGGAGGGUCUCCAGAAGCGGGCUGGCACCAGCGGAGACCCCCACUCCCGGCGAGUCCGCGGCGGCAGCUCUGGCGGAGCGCUGUGGGCGCGCGCGGGCGCCGGGGAUCGCACGCAGAGGAGCGGAUCUCCCUUUGGCAGGCGAGGCACGCACCGCCUCCUCCCCUCCGCUGCCCGGCCCUCCUCUUUCUCCAGUCCCCUCCCCUCGCGCCCCGGGGAACUCCGCGCAGACAGACCCAGGACGCACCGGGGACGUUCCUGGAGCGCCGGGAAGGGAGUGGGGGGGUGCCCCGCUGUCCGCGCGGGUCCAGGCCCACCCCCGGGGGCAGCUUUCGCGGCUCCUCCCCUAGCCCCGAGCCCCCUCGCGCCCCCUCUCCCUGCGUCUCAUUCAAAGCUGAGUGGGGAAGGCAGACAGACCGAGAAGUAUGGGAGAAAGUUGCUUGUCUUCCUGGGUGACCCCGAGGAGCCACGGAAGAUGACACACUUUGCCUGUUGGGGCUUUUCUGGGUUUACUGUUCGGGUUUAUGCUCCUGUUUUCCUGCCGCCGUUAAAAGAAGCCGUAGACGGGAAAGAGGGCCUUAAAGACCCAGAGAACAGUUGUGAUAGCACUUUGCAGCCCGGCAUUCAUUGUGCAGCCAUGAAGCAACAGGCAUGAGGAGGAAAGCCAGCACACGAACCAUGAUGGAGCAAAGUGGUGAAAAGAGUCCGCUUCUUCCCUAUCUGCACUAGGCUGUUGGACUUCUCUUGGGGUAAGAUCAAGAAUCCUCACCUGGUUAAGUCACUGUUAUUACCUGCUACACUAUUCAUACCAACUCUUCUGUUACACUCAAGAGGCCAGCACCACAACAAAGGCACAGAGUGUGGGGACAUGAAACAGAACCAGGAAAGAACAUAACAGUGUUGAGGGAGAAUUUCUCAAGCAAACAGUGGCUGGGGAGGCAUUCAUUGUCCACAGUGUGUAUUGCAGAAGAUGGACCCUCCUUAAAGUGUGGCAAUAGAAACAGGAACAGCUAUGAAAAUGGCUUAUAAAAUGUUUAUUCUUAAAGUCUCAACUUUGAGCAAUUCAGAGAGACAGAAAUUCUCAGCAUUAUAAAAUAGCCUGAUACGAAAAGGUUCCUCUUAAAUACAAACCAGCAAGAGAGAGAUGCAGACAGGUGGGAGGUCCAAAUGAGAACCAGUAGAUAACAAAAGAGAGGCUUUAAGUAGGGGCAGGGAGGAGAGAUUUUUUCCUUAACUUCUCCUGGAUGUGGAGCUCAUCAUUUCUUUGUCAAUAAAAAAAUACAUGAUUUGUUCCUCGACACAUGCUGCGAGAUAUCCCAAGAAAUGCUCCACCAGCUGAAAACCUACCAUCACAGUUUUCAGUACAGAUGCAGUGAACAAGGUUUAAAAAAACAUAGUUGGAGAUCAUAGUAAGUUCCUCCAUUCUGCCAUUUCCUUCCUCCCUUCAUUCCU
This is a messenger RNA of Homo sapiens (human), 2027 nucleotides long. Its product is annotated as protein SPT2 homolog. The transcript is spliced from 4 exons. The record is from RefSeq and is a predicted model, not a curated record. Bases 1 to 1230 code for a protein of 409 amino acids. Lineage: Eukaryota; Metazoa; Chordata; Mammalia; Primates; Hominidae.